CGGACGUUGGCGCGCGACCCCGGGCGGUCGGUUCCCUCGUUGCCUCAGCCGUGCGCCCCCCGAAGCUUCGAUUGGCAGACAGAUGCUCGUCAGUUUUCAUUUUCCCCCGGAUGAUAGUCGUGAGUCCAGGCCCUGAGGUUCACUUCCUGCCUGCAAAGGUCCACUUCUGGUCUUCCAGCCCAUUACGUCCUUUCUGCUUUCUGUCCACUUCCUGUUUACCAGAGUUGACUUCCUGUGCCUCGAUCCGCUUCCCGCCGCCGGUGUCCGAGGCCUUGACUUUGACUUCAUCGCUGGAUGUUUUUCGCUCCUCUGACGCGACGGAGUGGGUGAGGUCUGGACUCCCGCUGGAGGCCCGGCGUACAUCAGCUUUGCUCCGUUCCACUUCCUGCCCACUUCCACACUCCAAUUCCUACCCUCCAAUCCCAGUUCACUUCCUGUCCGCAUCCGUUCCAGUCCCGGUUCACUUCCGUUCCAGUCCCGGUUCGCUUCCGUUCCAGUCCCGGUUCACUUCCGUUGCAGUCCCGGUUGACUUCCUGUCCGCAUCCCUUCCAGUCCCGGUUGACUUCCUGUCCGCAUCCCUUCCAGUCCCGGUUGACUUCCUGUCCGCAUCCCUUCCAGUCCCGGUUGACUUCCUGUCCGCAUCCCUUCCAGUCCCGGUUCACUUCCUGUCCGCAUCCCUUCCAGUCCCGGUUCACUUCCGUUCCAGUCCCGGUUGACUUCCUCUCCGCAUCCGUUCCAGUCCCGGUUCACUUCCGUUGCAGUCCCGGUUGACUUCCUGUCCGCAUCCCUUCCAGUCCCGGUUGACUUCCUGUCCGCAUCGGUUCCAGUCCCGGUUGACUUCCUGUCCGCAUCCCUUCCAGUCCCGGUUCACUUCCGUUCCAGUCCCGGUUGACUUCCUGUCCGCAUCCGUUCCAGUCCCGGUUCACAUCCGUUCCAGUCCCGGUUGACUUCCUGUCUGCAUCCGUUCCAGUCCCGGUUCACUUCCUGUCCACUUUUUGUGCUUUUCCUCCUCGCUUUUGACAACGAGCGACAUUUUUUGCAGCGCAGACGCGGGGCGCCGAGCACCCCGGGAGCCGGCGGCCAAUGAGAGGCCCGGACGGCGCUCGUAUUCAAAGGAGGUGCCCAUAUAAGGAGAGGAGGGCACGCCCCUUUCGGGUCCCGCGGGAGAUCCGAGCAUCCUGCCGGCCGCCCGGCCGGCCGGGAGAAGAAGACGGAAGACGGCGGAGAAGACGCUUUCCUCCGAGGAGGGGGGCGGUGGGGGCAAAUGCGCUCGGCUCACCCGCAGCGCCGCCCCCCCUCCUCUCCUCCUCCUCCUCCUCCUCCUCCUCCUCCUCGUGGCGUGCUGGACCUCCUUUUGAAGGCGGGUGUUGUUCUCAAAGCUUCUUUCUGCCUUCUCUUGGACUUUUUCCUCUUCAUCCCUUCAUCCAGGCUCUGCCGUCUUGACCGGCGCCCGCCGCACCUUCGCAGGAAACAACAACCCCCCCCCCCUCCCCCCCUUUGGGAUGCCCCCCCGCUGCGCUCUUCCCCACGCGGAGUGCUGACGCUCUCCGUCCGAGAUCUCCCAUCAUCGCUCCGGAGGGAUCGCACCUUCCGGACCGGGGACGACCCCCCCCCCCCCCAACCCCCACCCUGCUUUUGGGAAAGUCCCUCCUUCAACCCCCUCCCCGGAUUACCCCUUCAUCUUCCUCCUCUUCUUCAUCGUUGCGGCAGCGAUGUUCUCCGUCCAGGACGGCCUCCCGCGGGGGGGUCUCACCAUGAAGGAGGAGCCGCUCCCCGGCGGCAUGACCCCCGUGCGCUCCUGGAUGGCCGGCGGGGGAAUCCUGGACGCCAACACCGCCGCGCAAAGGAGUACAACGGCGAGAAGACCAACAACGGCAUCCAUUACAGGUUGCAACUUCUCUACAGUAACGGCAUCAGGACGGAGCAAGACCUUUACGUGCGCCUCGUCGACUCCAUGACCAAGCAGGCCAUUUUGUACGAGGGCCAAGACAAGAACCCGGAAAUGUGCCGCGUUCUGCUGACCCACGAGAUCAUGUGCAGUCGCUGUUGUGACAAAAAAAGUUGCGGGAAUCGAAACGAGACGCCCUCUGACCCCGUCAUCAUUGACAGGUUCUUCCUGAAGUUCUUCCUGAAGUGCAAUCAGAACUGUUUGAAGAACGCGGGCAACCCCCGAGACAUGCGGCGCUUCCAGGUUGUGGUGUCGACCACCGUCAACGUGGACGGUCACGUGCUGGCCGUGUCCGACAACAUGUUCGUCCACAACAACUCCAAACACGGGCGCCGCGCGCGCCGCCUGGACCCGUCCGAAGCCACGCCGUGCAUCAAAGCCAUCAGCCCCAGCGAAGGUUGGACCACCGGGGGGGCCACCGUCAUCCUUAUCGGAGACAACUUCUUCGACGGCCUCCAGGUGGUCUUCGGGACCAUGCUGGUGUGGAGCGAGCUCAUCACGCCACACGCCAUCCGCGUCCAGACGCCUCCUCGCCACAUUCCCGGCGUGGUGGAGGUCACGCUGUCCUACAAAUCCAAACAGUUCUGCAAAGGGGCGCCCGGACGCUUCGUCUACACAGCUUUGAACGAGCCCACCAUCGACUACGGCUUCCAGAGGUUACAGAAGGUCAUCCCCCGCCACCCCGGGGACCCCGAGAGGUUACCUAAGGAGGUUCUGCUGAAGCGGGCCGCCGACCUGGUGGAGGCGCUGUACGGGAUGCCCCACAACAACCAGGACGCCAUCCUGAAACGGGCGGCCGACCUGACGGAGGCGCUGUACGCCGGCGUCCCUCGCGCGCACAACCAACUGCCGGCGGCGGCGCACUCGGGAAUGAUGGGCGUCAACUCCUUCGCCAACCUCUCGGAGGCGACGCAGGCCGACCAGGGUUACUCGCGCAGCUCCAGCAGCGUUUCCCCCCGCGGGUACGUGCCGAGUUCCACGCCCCAGCAGUCCAACUACAACGGCAUCAACAGCGUCACGCCGUCCAUCAACGGCUACGCCGCCGCCGCCGCCAUGAGCAACCUGGCCGUGCCCGGCUCGCCCGGCUUUAUCAACGGCGCCAACUCCGCGUACGCCGUCAAACUGAAGAGCGCCUUCGCCCCCGUGGUGCGGCCACAGACCUCCUCCCCGCCCCCCAAUGGCGGCAGCCUCCAGGCGAUGGCCGGCCUCAUCGUCCCGCCCAUGUGAGACGUCGCCGCGCUCGACGGAUGCGCUGAGCCUUCGGAGCUUCCCGCCUCUACUUUGAAGGUCACGUGACUGCCGCGUGCCCCCGGGCGUUUGACUUCCCGUUUGUUGCGGGGGGAGCUUCCGGGAACAUCCCGAUGACGUCGUCACGGUCGGCCAAUCAGCUUGAAGCGUUCGGGCGCUCCCAUAUGCUAGCAUGACGCUUCUUUGUUUUUCAUCUUCUGGGCAAAUUUAUGUUAAUGAGCUCCAAAAAGGAUCACGAAGGGAACAAUUUUGGAUUGUUUUUGGGAAGGGGACCAAGUCCAGGGGUUCCGUCAUCAGAGCGGAGUCUUCCCGAAGGGGGCGGGACCGACACGUCUUCUUCUUUUUCCUUCCGCUGCAACUUCCUCUUUUUUGUUUUUUUUUGUCAGCGUGAUUCUUGUUUUUCGCUAUUUAUAAGCUUCAUUAGAUGUUGGCAACGUUUCUCGACUUAGACGUUAUUGUAAAAAAUGUUUUGUUAACGAAAAGCACGACAUCUUUCUGAACGUUGGCUACUUUUUGUAAAAAAAAGAAAAAAAUGGAUCAAUAAACGUGUCUGACACGCGUACACAAACGCAGCAGCAGCUAAGCUAAAAGCUAAAAACGGAAAGUUGUUGAUUUGUCCCCCUUUUUCUUUUUUUUUUUUCUUUUUUCGUCCGAAAAAAGACCUGACGCAUUUGUUUCAAAUUGGCGCAAUUGCAAAGUUUGAUGACGAGCUAACGUGCGAAGUGCAGCGCGUGGCGCCUUUGGAACGGUUCCACCUUUCUCCAUGUGAAAUGAGGAGUUUUUGAAAGGAUAAAUACUGUGUACAGCGCUUUAGUAGAAGUGGUUCCGGAAAGUCAACUUUGCUUUUCAGUUUUCUUUGUAAGUAUUCUUUCGGCUUGUCCCUUUCGGGGUCGCCGCAGCGUGUCAUCUCAGAUGAACGCGCAUACAUGUUUGGCACAAUUUUUUUUUUUUUUUUUUUUUAUACGCCGGAUGCCCUUCCUGACGCAACCCUUCUCAGGAGGUGGAGGCCCCCAGUGGGAUACGAACCCGCAACCCCUGGUUUACCAAGCCGGUGCUCUAACCACUGAGCUACGGGGCCUCGCUUUUCAGUUUUCUUUGCGGGGCGAAAAUGGCAAAAAGCACAAAAAGUUGUUUUGUACUCCUACGCACGACACAUUUGUACUGACGUGAACGGGCCAUUCACGGAUCAGCGGCACUCAAGAAGUUUCGGCGUGGGCGGCCCCGCCCUCUUACCGACGGUGCGACAUUCUUGGGGGGGGGUCACCGUCGGCCUCCGCGUGACAAAAAGCUCCAGCUGCAAAUGAGGAAGUGCUUGAUUUGGGUCCCACUUUGCCAUCCGUACUUGUCCAAAUGUUUCCCCAAAAGAAUCUCGACUCAAUGAUACGACGACGAGCCGCCUACUUUGGAGUACGCUCGACAUCUGCUGACGUUUUUCUUCUGUUGUUUCCUGCGACUUGUGCUUUUUGUACAGAAAAACUUCCUUCAAUAAAGUUUGAGGUGGCCUGACUGACUCCGCCCCUUUUGUCUUUUCGCUCCGUGCGGUGCGUUGACGCCGUCUCCCCGGAUCGCUUCAGUUCCGAAAAUGAAAACCAGGCGUGCGCUCCCGAGACCCGCUGCCGGGGGGGGGGGCACUCCUGACGACCUCGGCAGAAGUCGGCGGUUCGCUUACGGCGCCGCGCCCGAG
Syngnathoides biaculeatus (alligator pipefish) is the source of this 4880-nucleotide messenger RNA. RefSeq names its product transcription factor COE3-like. The coding region runs from base 1265 to 3175 and encodes 636 amino acids. Gene Ontology annotation, molecular function: DNA-binding transcription factor activity, RNA polymerase II-specific; RNA polymerase II cis-regulatory region sequence-specific DNA binding. Gene Ontology annotation, biological process: regulation of transcription by RNA polymerase II. The transcript is spliced from 16 exons. Lineage: Eukaryota; Metazoa; Chordata; Actinopteri; Syngnathiformes; Syngnathidae. The record is from RefSeq and is a predicted model, not a curated record.